AUGGCGGCGGCGAGCGGCGGCGCCGGGGCCGCGUGCGCGGCGUGCAAGUACCAGCGGCGCCGCUGCACGCCGGACUGCCCGCUGGCGGAGUACUUCCCGCACGACCGGCCCCGCGUCUUCCGCAACGCGCACCGCCUCUUCGGCGUCAGCAAUAUCCUCAAGACGCUCGACCGCGCCGGCCCCGAGAAGCGCCGCGAGGCCAUGCACUGCAUCAUCUACGAGUCCCAGGCCUGGGACAUGUACCCGGCCAGCGGCUGCGUCCCCAUCAUCCACGACCUGCAGAAACGGAUACGCCAGGCGGAGUUCGAACUCCGCCGCGUCUACGCGGGCAUCCAGGCCUAUCGCGCCGCCGCCGCCGCCGCCCAGGGAGGAGGGCCCGUUCCCGGCUCCGACGGCGACCCCUCGGCCUUGGCCUCCGCACCGCCGCCGUUCCAGUUCCAGCCCGCGACGGGCGACGAUGACGGCGGCUUGUUGCCAUUCACAAUGUACGGUGGUGAUCAGCAGCAGAUGAUGAUGAACGCUGCUGCUUCCGACGACGAGAACAUUGCUCUGCAGAUGCCGCCGUGGAUGAUGCAGCCACCGCAGUACGACAUGACGAGCGCUCCGGCUGUAGCCGACAUGGCCGGCAAGGUCGUCCCGCAGCAAGACCACCGGUUCUUGGUCGGCGCGACGAUGGUACCCCAAUCAGAGCACCAACAACAGCACAUCCCCAUCCAGCCGGCAGAGCUGGACGACGAGAUGAGCUUCUUCGCCGACGACGGCGUGGACGGUGACACCGAGAUGCCUCAUGAAUCUAGCAUGGGUUCUUCAGAGAAGAAGGCGAUGAGAGCACCCAAGAUGGAGGGCGCCAAUGGUUUCUAG
Panicum hallii is the source of this 861-nucleotide messenger RNA. RefSeq names its product protein LATERAL ORGAN BOUNDARIES-like. The record is from RefSeq and is a predicted model, not a curated record. The coding region runs from base 1 to 861 and encodes 286 amino acids. NCBI's taxonomy places the organism in Eukaryota, Viridiplantae, Streptophyta, Magnoliopsida, Poales, Poaceae. The transcript is spliced from 2 exons.